AUGACAAAUAUGCACAUCAAAGCUGAGAAAGAUCUGAAGUUAGAGGAAAAGAGGCCACUUUCUGUAGCUACUGUAGAAGAAGCACUAACUGCUACAGGUUUUGGGAAGUACAACUUCGGCCUACUGCUAAUAUGCAGCUGGACACUUCAAGCGAUGGGCAUGGAUCUCUUCGGCACCAGUUUCGUGGUUGCUGCUGCUGUUUGCGAUCUAGAGCUGAGCUUGCAGCAAAGAGCAUUGCUCACUGCUACGCCUUUAGUUGGUGUUGUUCUUGGGGCUCAACUAUGGGGCUACGUCUCUGAUACUAAGGGCAGAAGACUUACCUUAGUAUUGUCUAUGUCAGUUGGCUUCGUAUUCGCUGCAUUAAGCAGCUUUUCACCAGACUGGAAGACGAUGGCGGUCAUGAAACUUGUGUCUUCGACUUUCACGUCAGCUAGCAACUCCGGCGCAUAUACUUUGCUUGGGGAAAGUUGCCCGGAACGCUCUCGAGGUCGCAGUAUGCUGCUGUGCACCUGCUCUCUAAUGUGUUCUCAAGCUAUUGUUGCUGUUUUCGCCUACCCAAUUCUCCCCAUGGAAUUUGCAUACUGGAUCGACUUCCUGGGCAUCAACUACCGCCCCUGGCGCCUACUUGCUCUCGUCAUGUCCUUACCCUGCGCGGCCACUGCCUUCCUGCUCCAAUUCUUUCACGAAAGCCCCAAGUUCUUAGUAUCCCGAGGUCAGCCCGACGAAGCUUUAGCUGUUCUAAAGAAAAUCUACGCUUGUAAUACAGGACACAAGGCUGAUCAGUUUCCCGUCAAGAAGCUGGCAGAAGAGCAAGAGAAUACUGCAGCUGACACUGGAUCUUUCCUCUCCAUCGUUUGGCAACAAACAACGGCCCUAUUCCGAGGACCGCUACUCAAAGACACCCUCAAAUUGUUCUAUCUUGUUGUCGUGAUCUACAUGACUGGAAGCGGCUUCAUCCUCUGGCUACCGUACAUCAUGAAUAAUCUCUUCUCUGUCUUGGAAACUGGAGGAGGCAGUGGGAUGAAUCUCUGCACCGUCAUUCGAUUUUCUACAGACAGCCUAUAUGUUGCUGGAAAUGACACAGCCGUACAAGAAAUCUGCAACGACACAAUCCAACCGACCACCCUCAUUUCGGCAAUGUCGUACGGGGCUCUCGCAAGUUCUUCCAACCUGGUACUUUCCCUCACCUGCGGUUCCAGAAAGCGUCUCGCCAUGAUGGCGAUAGUCUUUCUAUCUGCUGUCUCAGCUGUACUGCUGAACGUAGUGUCUAAUCCAAUUGCUGGCGGUGUGUUCUUCUUUCUGUUUCUACUGUGUGCCUUGUCAAUGGGAAUUCUCAGCGUUUACUUUGUGGAACUUUAUCCUACUUCUGUCAGAGGAAUGGCUUCGUGUCUCUCCGUGAUGUUGGGACGAUCAAGUGCCUUCCUUGGAGUCAACGCUAUAGGAUAUCUCAUUUCUGUCGAUUGUGAAGCCACCUUCUACGCCUGGGCCGCGUUACUACUCAGUGCAAUAGCGGUGACGUGGUUCUUGCCUAGUGAUAAGAAGCCGUGA
This is a messenger RNA of Leptosia nina, 1548 nucleotides long. Lineage: Eukaryota; Metazoa; Arthropoda; Insecta; Lepidoptera; Pieridae. The record is from the annotation of a GenBank genome assembly.